AUGAUGGAUUUUGUCGGGACCAUGGCCAACGCCCCCCCGCCGGGCUACGCCUCCCCGCACGACCUCGCGCUCGCCCUCCGCGUGCUGGACGAACUCUCCCUCCGCAUCGUCUCCACCGACCCCGCGACGCUGCGCGACUACCCCGGCCAUGCCGCGCUCGUGCGCCCGCGCAGCACCGAGGACGUCGUCCGGAUCGUGACCGUCGCGAACGCAUUUCGGGUCCCGCUCGUGCCGUGGGGCGGGGGGACGAGCCUGGAGGGGCAGGUAGCGGGCUAUGAAGGGCGGAGUAUAUGUGUCGAUAUGAGCGGGAUGGAUCAGAUCCUCGAGAUCCACGAGGACGACGGCGACCUGGUCUGCCAGGCGGGCGCGACAUGGGACGGCAUCAACGAGACGCUCCGCGCAAAGGGCGUCCCGCUCUUCUUCCCGCUGGACCCAGGCCCCGGCGCGACUAUCGGGGGGAUGAUCGCCACCGGGUGCUCAGGCACGAACGCGGUCAGGUACGGCACCGCGCGCGGCGAGUGGUUCCUCAACGUCACUGUCGUCCUCCCCGACGCCUCGGUCAUCAAAACCCGCCGGCGCGCGCGCAAGUCCGCGGCGGGGUUCGACCUGACGCGGCUGUUCGUCGGUGCGGAGGGGACGUUGGGGAUCGUCACUGAGGCGACGCUCCGCCUCGCGCCGGUGCUCCCGACGCGCGUCGCGCUCGCGCAGUUCGCGGACGUGGACGGCGCGGUCGGCGCCGUGCAGGCGGUGCUCAAUUCGCCGUGGGGCGCGCAUUUGCAGUGCGUGGAGCUGAUGGACGACAACAGUCAGUACGCCCCGCGCGUCGUUCGGGAGGACCCGCGGACGCUGAUCCACGUGUACGCAUGCGCAGUGAUCAGAGCGCUCAACGCCUCCUCCUCCCCCUCCGCGGCCAACUACCCCGCGCUCGACACCCUCCUCUUCAAACUCCAAGGCCCCCCGGCCUUCAUCUGCGCCACCGCAUCGCACAUCCGAGCCACCGUCGCCGCGCACGGGUGCACCCACUUCCAAUUCGCGCAGAGCGAGGAGGCGGCCGCGCGGAUGUGGGCGGAGCGCAAGCACGCGUUGGGCGCGGCGCGCGCGUGGGUGCCGGGGGCGCGCGGGGUGGGCACGGAUGUGUGCGUGCCGCCUUCGAACCUACCCCGCUUGGUGGGCGAGACGAAGCGCGACCUCGCGCGCGCGGGGAUUACAACUUCGAUCGUCGGGCACGUGGGCGACGGCAAUUUCCACGCGAUGCUGUACUACAAGAACGAGGAGGAGCGCAAGGCUGUGCAGGAGGCCGCGGGGCGGCUGGUUGAGCGCGCGUGGAGCCUGGGCGGGACGUGCACGGGCGAGCACGGCGUCGGCACCGGCAAAAAAGCGUACCUCGAGGCGGAGCUGGGCGAGGGCACCGUCGCGCUGAUGAGGGCGGUGAAGAAGGCCGUGGACCCGAAGGGGAUUAUGAACCCGGGGAAGAACUCAAGACGCCGGUAG
Messenger RNA from Gloeophyllum trabeum ATCC 11539, 1491 nucleotides. Its product is annotated as FAD-binding domain-containing protein. Gene Ontology annotation, molecular function: D-lactate dehydrogenase (NAD+) activity; D-lactate dehydrogenase (cytochrome) activity; FAD binding. NCBI's taxonomy places the organism in Eukaryota, Fungi, Basidiomycota, Agaricomycetes, Gloeophyllales, Gloeophyllaceae. The coding region runs from base 1 to 1491 and encodes 496 amino acids. Gene Ontology annotation, biological process: lactate catabolic process. The transcript is spliced from 14 exons. Gene Ontology annotation, cellular component: mitochondrion. The record is from RefSeq and is a predicted model, not a curated record.